AUGCAGGUGUCCAACUGUGACCGAUGCUACCGGCGGAAGGGGCGGUGCGACAAGAAGCAGCCGUGCUCGACUUGCUCUCGUGGUGGCGUGCCUUGCACCUACAGCGACCGGACUAAGGAGCGGCGCUAUACCGCUGACCACGUCGAGCGUCUGGAGCGGAAGAUCCGGCAAGCAGAAGCCCGCAACCACGAGCUGACCGACGAGCUUCAACGAACGAAGGUGAGCCACCGCGGAUCCGCCGCCGACGGGCAUGAACCUACCGCCGACGGUCCGUCGACAGCCAGGAGUGUGGACCCUGUGAGCGAGGUAUCGUACCUCUCCAUCAACGCAGCAGGCGAGAGGCAGCCAUACCUGGGCUCAACGAGCGGCGUGCUCUUUGCCUCUUUGGUUCGUAAUAGUGUCAACGUACCGCAGUCCCGACAAGCAUCUCCUCCACCCCACGGCCCUCUCGAAGAUGUGACAGCAGCAGCAGGCACAGCAUCGUUAAGGAAGCUGGAGGACUUGCCUUCUCGAAGUCUUGUAAACCGACUAUUCUCAGCCUAUCUGGACCACGAUGCUCUCAUUUACCCGUUCCUGGCUCCUUCGUUUCUUUUGGAGACUACAGAGAAACUCUACGCUGAUCCCACGUACUAUGCAUCGGCAGCCUCAGCCUUCGAAGUCUUUGUGUUUCACAUGAUCCUGGCCAUCUCGACAACACAGUGCUUCAAGCAUGACUGGCAAAUGCUACCUGGCGCCGAGAUGCAUCAUGCUUGUGCGAUGAAAGAGCUCAACCCAGUCAUGGCUUCUGGUGGAAUUCAGAGUCUCCAGGCCAUUCUGCUCUUGUGCCAGUUUCGAACCGGAAGCAGCGUAAAGGACAAUUCAGCAAGUAUGUGGCAUUUGGUCGGUAUCGCUUCUAGAUCUUGCCUCGAGCUGGGCCUACAUCGUGAAAGCACUUAUACGAUGCAACCAUCUACAGAUCUGGAGCCGCAUCAAUUAGAGGUCUACCGCAAACAGGAAACUGCAAGGCGGUGUUUCUGGUCAGUCAUUGCAAUGGACCGGAUCUGUAGCCAGAUACUUGGAAGACCGCUUGCCAUUCGUGAUGAGGAUGUUGACGCUUUGCUGCCGUCUUCUAGUUACGAUACCGUGAUCACAAGGCCGCUGGCAGCAAAAAUAGCUGGCGUGAGCCGCAUCAGGAUUUUCAACCAUGUCAUUACGUAUCGCCUGCUCUGUGGGAGACUGUUGUCAACAUUGCACCGAAAGAGGGCACCAGAAAUGACAGUGGCUGACGCGAUGAACGUUCGAGACAAAUUUGCUGCUGAACUGGAGAAAUGGAACGACGGCUCGAAAGAUCUAGGGCUGUCCGACUCUACCGACACGGCCUCUCGCCAGCAAUCGUGCUACCUGUCGAAAGUUUGGUACGAAGUUCUCUACGCUAAUGCUGCGCUGAUGAUCUGGCGCCCGUCUCCGUUACUCGCCGACAUCACACAUGAUCAGCCCAUGCUCCAGAAGAUCUUCGACUCUGCGACCCACGCUGUGAAUACUUACUCGGCUCUGCACAAGUCGCGGCAGAUCAACUACAGCUGGGUGACUCUCCAGUCCAUUUUCAUGGCUGGGCUGAGCUACAUCUAUGCAGUCUCGCGUCACAUGCGCGAGGCACGGCAACCGACAACUUCGAAGACUUGCUUGCUGGCCCAAGACCCGAGUACCAUUGAGAUCAUUAACGUUACACGAGCUUGCUCGAAUGUGCUGGUCGCAGUAGCAGAGCGAUGGAGUGUCCUUCGGCAUUGCCAUGAAGUGUUCGAUCGGCUCAGCGAUGCUGUCUUAGCGGAUGCCAUAAAGUUGCAGACAUCUCCUGCGGCCGUCGCUCACACAACACCAGUUCAACAAUCUCACCUUCAUCAUGCUCACCAAAAUAACACCGGACUGGCCGCGAACAACACACAAUCCGAGCAACUGCAAUUGUGGAAUCCCGCUCCUUACCCUGUGCCAGACUACCCAGACACUCUUCAUCCAUCUCCACUCGCCGUCGACAACGAGUUUCUCCAUUGCUUCGAUGAUCUGCAGCAGCUUUACAAUCACCAGCAGCUCGAAGAUCCCGUAAUGCACCUCUCCCAGGACUGGAUGGCGUACCUCGGUGGUCCUUACGACGCAAACGCAUACGGCAAUCACAUGUUUGGGUGA
Molecule: messenger RNA, 2160 nt
Organism: Saxophila tyrrhenica
Lineage: Eukaryota; Fungi; Ascomycota; Dothideomycetes; Mycosphaerellales; Extremaceae
Exons: 3
Coding region: 1-2160 (719 amino acids)
Biological process (GO): positive regulation of transcription by RNA polymerase II; DNA-templated transcription
Molecular function (GO): sequence-specific DNA binding; DNA-binding transcription factor activity, RNA polymerase II-specific; zinc ion binding
Source: RefSeq, a predicted model, not a curated record